Pelobates fuscus (common spadefoot toad) is the source of this 887-nucleotide messenger RNA. RefSeq lists its product as uncharacterized. The record is from RefSeq and is a predicted model, not a curated record. NCBI's taxonomy places the organism in Eukaryota, Metazoa, Chordata, Amphibia, Anura, Pelobatidae. The coding region runs from base 59 to 886 and encodes 275 amino acids. The transcript has 2 exons.
GGAACUGAGAGGACAGCUUGUUAAAUCAUCUCUAUAGCACCGACAUUAUCUGGAUCUGAUGCCACCCAAGAAGAAACCCAUUAAGAAUUCUGGUCUAGAUAUUCCUGCUGGAGAAGAAGAUGAGAAAGAAGAUGUAGUGAGCAUGAGAGAGGCCAUUCUCGAACAGGAGCACCACCGCUUGACAGAAGAGCAUGAAAGACUGAGGAGUCAAAUGGAGAAGCUUCACAGGGAGAAUGAGUUUCUUCAGGAAGAGGCUGAGCAGGUCCGGGUGGAAAGCCAGGAGUAUAUGUCUUAUAUGAGUAAGAAAAGUCAGCGUCGCCAGGACACUAUUGUCAGCCUGAGUGACCAGAACCAGAGGGACCUGGAGAACUUGAGACAGCAAAAUAAAAAUCUUCAGGCACAUUUCCAGGAAGAAGAAGCAAAGCUAAGGGAGCAAUUAUUCCACAGAGAAAAAAAAAUGGCAAAGCUGGCCAGCGAGAUUCAAGAGUUGAGCCCAUUGAAAGAGCUAAAGAGGGAACAGCUUUCACAAAUAAAGAAGAUGGAGGAGGAGGUGAUGGCCACUCGGGGGGAACACGCAGAGACUCUGCUCAGGGUGAAGAGUGCCUUUCUACGGGAAAAGAAACAGUGCCAGUUGGACUCAGAACACCAACUGGUCCAUUUGUCCCAGACUGCCCAGGCGGAGGCCAAGAAGGCAUUGUUGAAAGUCAGUACAAAGAUAAAAGAAGAAAACCAGCUUCUACGGCAGGAACUUCACCAUCUCAUUCAUCGCGCCCGCAUUCUACAGGCCCAGAAACAGAAAUUAAUGGAUCAAAACCAGCAGCUACGAAGGGAGGAACAGUGCCGUGCGGACUUAGGAAACAUUAUGCUCCAAAUGAAAAUGCAGUAAA